This is a messenger RNA of Ambispora leptoticha, 243 nucleotides long. The record is from the annotation of a GenBank genome assembly. Lineage: Eukaryota; Fungi; Glomeromycota; Glomeromycetes; Archaeosporales; Ambisporaceae.
AUGUCUAACAUAAAAAACACUGACAAGAUAGUUCGAUCAACAUACACGAAAUCCGGAACACUCGUAAAAGAAUUCACACACAUUUUACCUUCAUCUCCAGAGACUACAACUACAGAAAACAAUCAAAGUAAAGAUCAACUCAAAUCGCUUUCUAACACUUUACUCAUAUUACAAGAAGAGAUUAACACAUAUUUGACAGAUGAGAUGAAAGCUAUUAUUAGUGGUGAGGCUGGUGAUGUUUAG